Lytechinus pictus (painted urchin) is the source of this 5212-nucleotide messenger RNA. RefSeq names its product DNA repair protein complementing XP-A cells-like. NCBI's taxonomy places the organism in Eukaryota, Metazoa, Echinodermata, Echinoidea, Temnopleuroida, Toxopneustidae. The transcript has 9 exons. The record is from RefSeq and is a predicted model, not a curated record. Gene Ontology annotation, cellular component: nucleotide-excision repair factor 1 complex. Gene Ontology annotation, biological process: UV-damage excision repair; base-excision repair; nucleotide-excision repair involved in interstrand cross-link repair. Bases 504 to 1343 code for a protein of 279 amino acids. Gene Ontology annotation, molecular function: damaged DNA binding.
UUUGGAAAUUGAAGUGGAGUCACCGUGAGUGAGACUACUACCCUUUUGCCGCAAGAUGUAUCGAGGAGUUGAGAUGUUCCCACGCCUGCACCUGCGGCUUGGGGCAAGGGGCUUCAUCGCCUCUGCCUCCGGUGGCGCUGGGAAUUGGGGAACAGGGCUUGCCUUGUGUGCAGACUGUAGACUCGCGAACCACUACCGGUACUCGUGUGUUGUGCCAUUCACAGUAACUCAGUAGGCUACUGUGAAUUGCACAACAGUCUGUAAGUACUCGGUAGGCUAGUCUAGAUCUACGGCACUUGACAUGCUUGAGUUUUCAUUCUGCCGCUGCGCACGAAAAUCAAGCCUAACGUUAAGUCGUGUGUUGUGACUGUGUUGUGAAUUGUGGACGCCAGGCAAAAGUGGCGUCACAGCAUGCGAGACCAAGGCCAGGGCAGUUCGAAAUCCACUGCCAAACGCGGUUCUUUUUGCGAGGUGAAACUUGUUAGCAUUGCAUUGUUUCUAAGAUGGAGAGAAGUCAAGGCGGACCAGUUGAUGGGCCGUCGACCUCAGAUGCUCUCGUUUCUAAGUCCAAGUUAUCUGCAGCUCAGAGAGCUAAAGUAGAGAGGAAUCGACAGAGGGCACUGUUACUAAAACAAGCUCGACUAUCAGCAAGGCCUUAUCCUGAGGGACGUGGAACUAAAAGUUCUGGGAAUGCUGAGGUGUUACUGAAGACUGGACGAGUAGUGGACACUGGGGCAGGGUUCCUAUUAGAAGAAGGGGAUGAAGACCCGCUUGACAUUGUUCCUGUGCCUCAGGAACCUGGCCCAGUUCUUGGUGGUGAUCCUCUACGAUGUGAUGAAUGUGGGCGUGGCUUCCAAGACUCUUACCUCUUCAAACACUUUGAACAUACAGUCUGUGAUGAGUGCCGAGACAAUGAUGAAAAGCAUGCCCUCAUCACCAAGACUGACGCACGGAAUGAAUUUCUUCUGAAGGAUGCUGACUUUGAGAAGAGAGAUCCACCUCUCAAGUUCAUCACCAGGAAGAAUCCACAUCAUGUCAGAUGGGGAGAAAUGAAGCUCUUCCUCAGACUACAUGUAGAGAAGAGAGCGUUGGAGGUUUGGGGUGAUGCUGAAGCAUUAGAAGAAGCAAGGGAACAGAGAGAGAUCAACAGACAGAAACAAAAACAGAAGAAAUUUGACAAGAAAGUUAAAGACCUCAGACGAGCAGUACGAACGAGCAUGUGGACAAAAGACCUUAGUGUUCAUCAGCAUACGUAUGGUGAGGAAACAUGUGAUGAGGAGACAGACAUGUACAGUAAGACAUGCUCAGGAUGUGGACAUGUUGUAAGCUAUGAAAAAAUGUGAACGGGGCAUGAUAAAGUUUAUGUACAAUGCAAUAUAGUGCCUUUAUUGAAAUCGUGUUUAACCCAAAGUUAUUCCUUGAGGAUAUGGAUAUCAUACGGCAUUGCCCUGAUGGAAUCAUGUUCACAUUGAUGAAUCUCAGCCAUUUAUUGCAGGGGUAUUUUAAGUGUACCUGAAUGUGAUGUAUCUUUGAACAAGCACACAGAUCAUUUUCAUCAGGCAGCUGUUGUGUAGGGUUAACCUUUGACAUUCUUCCAUUUAAAAUAUCUUGACCUUGUUUCUUAUGAAAUGUUACCCCUCCCUGGGUGGGAUGGGCGUUAAACUGUAAAUGAUAAUGAAGAUAGAAACAAUUGUCAGGUAACAUGGAGCUUGUAUGGGCAUCAAAAGGUAAUGAUGACCAACCACAUGCUUGACAACUGAGAUGGGGAAUUUGGGUUGCUCCACUAUAAAAUAGGGGUGUGUAAGUGUUCUAAUUGAGGGUUGUAUAAUACACUGAUAAUGAAUGGAUGGUAUAUGUGAAUAAGUAAAGCUCAGUGAAUUUUGAAGGGGUGCCCUAUUUUUGGAGGGGCCUCACAUCUUUCCCUCAAAGAAAUGUUGUCCUCGACAUUUAAGACAUUAUCUACAAGUAACAAAUACAUAGCUACCAAUCAACGAAAAGAAAUAAUCGAUGCAAAAAUGACUAUCCAAUUAAUCAAGAGGAACUACUACUCCUGAUACCAAAUUCUGAUCUACAAUUUGUAUACAAAAUGGUUGUGUAUAAACACAUGUCUACUCAAUGAAUUUUCACAGAAGAAUAGUAUCCUAAAUAUCGCAAGUUCAAGAACAUACAUUGCGUGAAAAAGUGUAAACAUACCAGGCGGUCUUUCCUAAUAGUAUACAACUCUCAAUCAAUUAGAUCUUUAUACAAAAAAAUGGUCCAUACAACACAUUAGUAGUGCUGUUGUCGGGAACAAAAAUCCAUGUCGACAUGUCGCUUAAAAAUUAAUCCCGACAUCGACAAUGUCGACAUGGAAAAGAGAUCGUAAUUUAGGCUCCCUAACAUUUUUUUAGUAACAAUCAUUCGAUCGUGACACAUACCACUCUCUCAAUCAAAUGUAUUCACCUUGACACGAGUGAUUUCCCCACACUAGAUCUAGAUCUAUACAGGCCCAGUUCAGGAAAAUAUAUUUUGACUAAGCUAGAGUGAAUUCACUUCCUAAAUCGCUGAUUUAAUCCACAUUUAUCCUGGAGAAUCAAGUUUUUGUACCACGAUACGGUCUCGAAAGCAUUGCGCAAUCACACUCGGAGCCAAUUUGAGAAUCACCAAUUGCAACAUCAUUGCGUAUUAUACACUGGCGUACAUGUGCUGCAAACGCAAGCUCUUCAAAUUGACAAAAAAUAAUAAAAAUCGAUCGAUAAUUUCAAUUCCACUUCUGCGGCGAUCCGUGCAACGAUCUCCAAUCAAAAGAAGGCAAGUUUUCUGUGACUUUGUGAAAUGAAGUAAGCGCUCAAUUACAGCGGUCACAACUUUGACGAAAACAUUUGUUCGCUGCUGCUCACGUCUAUAUGAAAAGUAAUACAUUGAGGAGCAGCGUAUUAUCAAGCAUGGAAGCGGUGAAUGCAUCGAUAAUUGCAUGGGUACGGUGAACGUGCAUGCUGCUUGCUAGCGCGCUGCACAGAUCUAUCAGAUGAUCGUCGGGCUAGGGCCCCGCGCAGCACUGAUGUAUUUCUGCUGCCACGCAGCUUGCAGGCAUUUGGAUAAAUGCUUCUACCUUUACAGGUAAGCUUUACACUCGUGACUUCGGCUAGACCCCUUUUUAUUUCAUGUUUACAUGUCGAUGUGGGUGCAUGCAUCAGAUUCAGUGUCACAUUCUGUUUGGGGAGCUGAUCAAUUAGGGUUAAACCCGGUCCCCUUGGGUUGACCCUUGCCUGUUUCCCUGGUUCUUCUUCCUCCACGGGCAUAAUGUUAAGACGAACCACACUUGUAACAGUGACGGUAGUCAUUUCCCUGACCUUGCUCUCGUCAUCUCUCACAUCCCUUUGGCCUGGGUGGCCUGCCUUCUACCGACGUUGGUCCAGGUGAGGGUGUCCGAUCCUGCAAGGCUGCCACACACGCUUUCAGUUCGGCCAGUUGUGCCGCAAAGCCUUCAUCAUCUUGAACUCUGGGUGCUGGCUCUUAUUCUUUUGAUUUGCAGGUUGUUCAGCAUUGUCCUCUGCGAUGACGUUCACCCGUGCUGAAGGUCGGAUCCCAGCUUUCAGUUGCCGCUUUGAUUCAAGGGCAACUGCAGUAUGCAAUUUUUCCAUGAGCUCCUCAUCACUGGUUGUGACAGACAAGGAUAAUUUAAGAUCUUGUCUGAUCUGGUCAUUGCACAACCCAGUAAUAAUCGUGUGGAUGAACAUAUUUUGCACAAGGCUGACGUCAUAUUUUAAUCCGGCGGUUGUGUCCUCGAAUGCCCGGAUUAUCUGCUGACGCAGAUCCAAGGCCCACAUCACGAAGCUCUGCGCUGACUCAGCCUUCCCCUGGGUCACCUGCGAAAGCUCUUGGUAUAAUUCUGUGGCAUCCUGCUCCUGAUAAUGUCAUUUCAAGAACGCCUUGAGAGUCCCCAGAUUGAGGUUGGAGCAGCUUUCCAAGUAGGAUCGAAGCCUUAGGCUGGGUUGAAUGGCCUUUAAAACAUUCUUCACCACCUCAGCUUCUGAGUAUCCUUUCGAUAGGGCAGCGUCUAUCUGGUGGUUGAGGCUAGAUAGAGUGAGCCUGUCCUUGUGAUUUGAAUCGCCCACUUGGCCGCUGAUUCGCAGCUCCUAUCUAAUCAUCCGCAUGGGUUGGGCUGGAACUGGAAUCCUAGGCUUCUCUUCCUCUGCAUCUUUUACUACAGGCGUGGGCUGGUCUGGUACACCUUCUGGACUCUCGUCCUUCAACUCUUGCAGACUUUCCUUUAAUGCAGCCAACCUGGCUGCACCACCCUCCUCGUCAUCUCCGAGCUCCCUUACUAGCCGUUGAUGUCGGCGGACCAGAAAUUUCCUGGGCUUCCCCUCUGUCUCUGAUGACAGGAUAGCUAGAUGAGUGCAAACCAUCAGCAGUUGUUGUACUGCCAGACUAAAUAUCGCCUCCUCCACCUCGAACACCAAAUCCUCGAUGUCUGCCAUGUUGAUGAAAGCUCUAUUGUGGAUCCUCUAACUGGUUCUCCUACCACGUUGCCCUUGUAGAACGUUAUUGGUACAUGUAGUCUUACAGUUCCCUGUCCACACCUGUCUUCCAGUCACCUUCACAGCAUCAACGAUUUGAGUUCAGAUGUUCAAACUCCUAAUGGGCGGGGUCGCAUCCUCACCGAUUCCAGGUGGUCGUCCAUAGACAGUAGUCGUGAAGAUUUACAUCUAAAGUUGCUGUCCUGGCAUGGUCGCCAACAUGUUACCCCAGGGGUGGGAUGGGCGUUAAACUGUAAAUGAUAAUGAAGAGAGAAACAAUUGUCAGUAUCAUGUAGCUUGUAUGGGCAUCAAAAGGUAAUGAUGACCAACCACAUGCUUGACAACUGAGAAGGGGAAUUUGGGUUCUCCACUAUAAAAUAGGGGUGUGUAAGUGUUCUAAUUGAGGGUUAUAUAAUACACUGAUAAUGAAUGGAUGGUAUAUGUGAAUAAGUAAAGCUCAGUGAAUUUUGUAGGGGUGCCCUAUUUUUGGUAUAGAAUAUUGGACAUUUUUUUUUUAACAAGUAGGAGGAAAGACAACUUUCUUUAUUUGGUGAUUUUGAUUAAUUAGAGAAAAGUGGUCCUAUAUAAAAGAUAGAUACCUAUAAUUGGGUUACUUUCUUCAUAUACAAUUAUGUAAUUAAAGAAAUUUUCAAUUUCAGUUAGGGUAAAUUGGGGUAAGUGGGACAAUUAAGCAUUUACCUAAGCAUUAC